AGAGUCGAUCUGCUGGUGGGCAAACUUGUACGAGGCAUAGGCGGGCGACUUGUGAUUGCCAACACUCCGCAAAGGCAGGCAGGCUGACUGGCUGGAUGGAUGAGAGGGACGUGUGUGCGAUGGCCGUUGAGUGCGAGUCGAGAUGCUUACGCACAGGCACAGGCACAGGCACACGCACGACUGGGGGAGCGACGCGUGCGUGCGUGCCAAGAGCGAUGACGAUGGGCUGCCAGCAUAUCGCGUGAUCAAGCGCGCGAGCGAGCGAGCGAGCGGGAUGAUUGCGUUCACGCGUACCCGUACCCGUACCCGUACCCGUACCCGUACCCGUACCCGUACCCGUGCACCGUCCGCUCUCUGCGACAGCGCGCUGCGUACGGUCACCGCGCUGGCCCAUGCCAUGCCGAAUCGUGAGAAAAAGUCAUGGACAAAGCCACUCGUUGACUCGUGAGUGCGAUUCGGGGUGCGCAACUUGAUGCGUGAUUCGCGAUUGUCUGUGCCUGCCUGCAUUCAUCCCCCCGCAACCUCGUCUUUCUGUACUCGACCGCAGCCAAGGGAAGCGCAGAGCUACAGAGGCCGUCG
Ceraceosorus guamensis is the source of this 579-nucleotide messenger RNA. RefSeq lists its product as hypothetical. Lineage: Eukaryota; Fungi; Basidiomycota; Exobasidiomycetes; Ceraceosorales; Ceraceosoraceae. The record is from RefSeq and is a predicted model, not a curated record. Bases 143 to 448 code for a protein of 101 amino acids. The transcript has a single exon.